Molecule: messenger RNA, 13421 nt
Organism: Xyrichtys novacula (pearly razorfish)
Lineage: Eukaryota; Metazoa; Chordata; Actinopteri; Labriformes; Labridae
Source: the annotation of a GenBank genome assembly
AAAAGAAGAGGGAAUGAGGAAGAAGGAGGGGGCAGCUGAUGGGUGUUAACAUAUUAUAUAUCUGUUUCUCACUCCAGUCCAGCAGGUGUCCCAAAUUUCUCAGUGACUCUAAGAAGAAGAACACUAGGUAAAUAAACACGUCAAGUCCGAAAGUCCGGAUCCAGAGUGUCUGUCUUCACUGAGGUGAGAGGCUAAUCCAUAUUAUAAUGAUGCUUACUUCUUACUUCUUAAUUUUUUUUUCAGAAAUUAAGAAUGAGGAGAAAUUCACUGAAGUGAUAUUUACCGUAGACCUUUUUAUCAUCUCAAAGUUUGUUGUGUUUGUGCAAGUACUCUUAAACACUACACACCUUUAGUUUGAGUGAAUGAAUAGUAUAAAAUUCACUACAGUGUCUACAAAAAUCAUCAACAUUUACAGUGACCAUGAAACAUUCAGCCUUACGCUGUCAGGAAACCUGAAAUUAAGAGUUUGAAAGAAGGAGAGCGAUCGCAGGCCCUUGAUGUUAACGUGAUUUCCUGUGCUAUACUGCCAUGUAGUGGUUGCUGUCAGGUCCAGCAUGACUGAGGUAAGCCACCAGCUGUGGGGAGAGGUUUCCGGUCUGCACAGUGUGGACAUGUGGGUCCUUCAGUCCCCCCAGGUGCGGGUGGAGAUUCUCACCUUGGGGGCCAUCAUCAGGUCUGUGUACUGCAAGGGGAAGGAUGGUCAGAUAAAAGAUGUAGUCCUGGGCUAUGAUGACCUGGAAGGUAAGGGUUCAGCUGUAUGACACACUGCUCAAAAAUAGAGGGAAGACUUAAAUCUCACAUCCUAGAUGUCAAUGAAUGAAAUAUUCCAGUUGAAAAUCUUCAUUGAUGACAUAGUGUUGUUUGUUCAGAACAUAAUAAUGUCAGCACAAUCAAUGGAAACCAAAAUCAUGAACUCACUGAGGACCAGUCUUAUGUCAACCUCAUGGAGUCUGCUCCUGAUUGUUUGGUCAGAAACAUGCACAUGAGUGGUCUCCUGGUCCUUCUUGAACAAAGGAGCAGAUAGCAGGUAUGCUGCUGGGUUGUUGCCCCCCUUACAGCCCCCUCCACCUGUCCUGGUGUACCUGCCUGUCUCCUGGUACGUCCUCCAUGCUCUGACACUGUGCUGGGAGACACAGCAAACCUUCUGGGCACAGGGUGUAUGGAUUUGCUGUCCCAAACAAGCUGCACUCCCUUAGAAACUUCCGUGAUCUACAGAUACCUCCUCAUGCUUCCACUAGUGGUGAGGGCGCUGGAAAAGCUAGCUAAGAUCUAUUCAGAAAGGAUGGGGUGAAGGAAAUGGUCUGCAGCCUCUAGUUGUUCCCUUCCUCAACAGUGGUUGUCUUGCUCUUUUUCUCUCCUACCCAUCUGUUGUCUGUCCCAUUUGCACAGCAGCAGGUGAAACUGAUUUACAAUCAUUAUUGCUUCCUAACUGGACAGGUCAACAUGCUGAGAGUGUGACAGACUCUAAGUUACAUUGUGAUGAUACUGUGUUCCCUUUAUUUUCUUGAGCAGUGCCGUCACAACAAGAGACUUGUUUGUUAAACUCCUGGGGUUGGCAGAUGACAUAAGUGUCAUAAGUUAGGUAUAUCUGGGACGUUAUAGUUUUGUGCACAUAUCAACAGUUACACAACUGCCCCUUUGAAACAGACAAAAAAUACUGUAAGCUUACUGUGCAUGUUUCUGUUUCUGAUCAUGUACCUUGAGAAAAUACAGGAAAAUUCUCUGUAUGAGCAUGUUGCUUAGUCUUUUUAAAUGUCCAGUUGGGCUACCCUACACUUUGUAAAUUUGAACAUAAAUUCUCUGGUUAAAGAGCAGGAAUUUACAACUUCAGUAAUAUCUGAGUCAGUUUUCAAAUUAAGCUUUUUUUAAGCUUGAGAUGGCAUACCAUGGGAGAGUGGCUACUAGUUUGGACAAUUUGAGAUUUGUUGAACUUUUGAAGGAAAAGUAAAUCAUAGUCCACAUUUUUGAUUGUAUGAAUUUGUGGGGGGUACACUAACAAAAGAUGAGUUCUGGUGGUCACAGCGGAUUAAAAAACAACCUUGCACUGUGUUGUGUUGACAGGUUAUCUGUCAGAUAAGCGGUACCAGGGAGCAGUGGUGGGUCGUGUGGCCAACAGGAUUGCGAAGGGUCGCUUUGUUGUGGAGGGAAAAGUGUACAAACUUGAUAUCAAUAAUGGACCGAAUGCACUGCAUGGAGGCCUGCAAGGCUUCAAUAAGGUAAGACUGAGUGAAGCUGGGAAGGGACUAUAGACAUUGCUUUGGAGCCUCAAUAGUGAAAAUCUGUUCAUCUUCCCUGACAUACACAGAAUCUACAGUCCGCCUGAAGGUAAAUGAUGUCUUUGAAGUUGGACUGAGGCAUGGCAGUCUGUUUGUACUUGUAAUUUUCUCACUGCAGUGUAAGCUUUAUAAGUUUUCAGUAGUGAUAACACACAACUUAACACACAGAGAGAAACUGAACACCUGACUACAGGUGUUACCAUGUCAUGCCAGGCUUGCAAGCAUAAGGACUGAAAAGAUAUGUGCUCUCUAUAUAACCUAUAAAUAACACAACCAACUGUUUGAUGUUGGCUUCAUGUGUGUCAAGACUGGUGUCAACCAUAAAACCUAAAAGAUACUCACUCUUACACCGCUGCUACUCAACAUUCAGUCCCUACAGUGGAUUAGUUUAUAAUUGACUAUCUGUCUAACAAUCAGCUCAGGAUCAAAAUAUUUAACACACACUCUCAAAAUAGGCUGACACAGUUACACUAAUCAGAGCUUCUAAUUUACAGUCUAGCAAUGGUUAUUUGGUAGUGGCAGCAAAAGGGGAAAGCAGGCUGCAGCAUGUGGAGAUUUAGACCAGUGAUGACUAUCAUUAUCCAAUCAGAACACUGCACUUCUCCUCCAAUUGACCAGUCAGAGGUUACACCUGCAUCAGCACCUAUCAUGACAGAUACAACCACAAACAUUUUCAUAGAGAACCCUCCACACCCUGCAGGAGAAGAAACAAAGCUGCACAGCAACAGGAACAGAGAACAGAAUCUAUGACCCAGGGUUAUAACAGGCUUAAAAGCAAACUCAGAGAUGAUUAACAUUAAGUUUCUGCUAAAUCAGUGUGAGUACACAAACAUUAAGUUUGAGUCAAGAUUUUAGUUUGAGUUAAUAUGGUAAAAGUAAAUGAUGUCCUAGAAAUAGUCAUCUAUAAUUGCCACUGUUCACACAUGCCUUGCUGACUUUCAUGUCUGUAUGGGGUGUUUUGACCAAACAGCUGUGAGUUGAUUUGUUUUAACAUACAUAUAUAACAUACAGUCAGAGGCUUAGAGCCUUCACUUAGUUGGUUCAUCCUUUCCCUCACAUGCAGACACACUUUUUAACUGCACAAACAAGUAGAGGCUCCAAACCUGUGCUGUGAGGGCUUAUGUGUGUCUGCCACACAUCUGUCUGUGCGUGUUUGCUUAAGUGUCAGUUGACCAGUGGCUUCUGUCUAUUGAUCUAAUCAAGAUCAAGCUGUUCUAAGACAAGAACAAAUAAAUUUUUACUGUAGUACUGCUCAAGGGUAUUCUGGGUUUUCAUGGGACAAGAUAAGAUGUUAUUUUGUGGUUGCAUAUGACUUGCUCAAACAGACCCAAGAUGUUUUACCUGGAACUCUGACAGUAUGUCCACAGGACACCAAGGGAAAACGAAUCUGGAUCAUGUUUACACUGAAGGUUAAUAAACAAGCAAAGCUUUGCCUUGUCCCAGUCUCAAACUUGCAGAUUCAGUUAUUGGCUACAGCUCCUUCAGUCCAACAGAAUAUGCAUGUAAAGCUAAUUGAUCUCAGGGAGAUUAAAGUAGCAUUAGUAUAUGUAAAUACUUUUUAAAUUGUAUGUACUGUAUGUCUUUGUCUCUGCAGGCUGUCUGGCUCGGUACAGCCAUCAAUGGUGGUGUACAGCUAAGUCACACAAGUCCAGAUGGAGAUCAGGGUUACCCCGGAGAGGUUCAGGUCUCAGUGUCCUAUACCUUAAUGGUAAACACACCAGCUUCAUCACCUCAUGGUCCUAUAGCUGGUCAUUGUUAAAGGAUCAAAAGCAUUAGACUAUUUUAGGCAACUAUAAGGUGCAUAUAAUUCAUUCUAAUCUAAGUGUUGGAUAUUUAAAGGAUAGUGAACAGGUGGAUAAAGUGUAUAUGAUUUAUCUUAAUUGAAGUAUUGGAUAGGCACCUGUACACGAUCCCAACAGGAUGAGAAAAGGGUCUUGUCCUCCCCCGAAGUGAUUCAGAUUUGAACCUGGCAAAUCCACAAAAUACCACCACUUAAAGUUACGUAGAGACCAGCAGCUAAGAGGUGCUCUUAGCAGCUCUGUUGCUGCUGCCUGGGUUGCAGGACAGGAUGUUGCUCUACUUUUCCCUGUCACAUGGUUGGGGUCCAGUAACCCUUGGAGCUGCUCUCUUAGCUGUGUCUGUGGGCCGACAGACAGUUUUUUCAGGGCUGAUACUGUUAAGAGGAUUACAAGUUACACUUUUUUAAAGACUGAUGCUGUUAUCAAUAAUGAAAGAGCAGGUCAUCCAAUGGCACACAUUAUAUGCCAAUAUCACCCCAUGGAUUUUAUUUCCCUUUUUUAUUUAAUGAAAUACAACAAUUUAACAACAAACAAAUGAAAAGCAAAAUUCUGAACUGAGGUGAACUUUUUAUAUUAUUCCAAAAUUAACAUUAUUUCAAAUAAAUGAUGAAAUAAUUUUCUGCUCAGUAAAAUAUCCCCACAAGAGACUUUUGGAUGUCUGUCCGGCCAUCAGACAUUGUCAAGGAAGAAAAAUAUCAGAUGGUAAACAAUGAGGGUGGUGUCAGCCUUGUGAGGGCAGAUGCCAAUAUGAUACUGAUCAUGUCAAAAUCAACCAGCCACCUCUAAUACUGGUAUCGAUCAUUCUGGUUACUGAGACUAGUAACCAAAAUUUGGAGCCAGUAUGCAAUAAUAUAAAAAAUGACAAUCCAACUGUCAAAAUUUAAUGUUUGGAUUAUUAUAAACUCCAACACUAAACUGUCUUUAAAUGCCUUUUGCAAUUUGAUCAAAGCUUUAACAUUUAACCAGUUACAGUUAUGGUACAUGGUGGAGUGACUGUGUCCUGCCCAUCAAAGUAUGUUGUAGGUGGGACAUAAGGUAACAUAGAGAGCAGUCAAAACAGAUCCAGUGGGAAAGAGACAAUGGGUGGGGAGAGAAAGUAUAGCGCAUGUUUACAUUGAUGACUAAAUAAAAACACAGAUACAGAUGCUAAGAAGGCCAAAAAUAUGGCAUCAGGGUCGGCCAAGGACAAUAAUAUGUCAAUAAUUGGCAGAGUCAGAGCUGAGCUGAACUCUUUUACCAUUUUUUGAUUAUACAUUUAUAAUUUAAUAGGAGAGUAUCAGGCUGUUAUUGAUGUUGUCUUUGCUGGUGACAGUUAGAUCCUGCUGUUAUUGGGUUUUCACAGCUAAGUAAUUAUUUUUGUGUUUAGGGAGAAACACUGACUGCUGAAUACCAAGCCCGAUCUACCAAAACCACUCCCAUCAACCUCACCAACCAUGCCUACUUCAACCUGGCCGGGCAGGUAAGGCUGUUUGAUUAGCUGUAUGGACCUUCACUGUCCACAGAGCUGUCGUUACUGCAGAAAAUAUGGUGAGGUAGCAGGACAGAGCAGGUUAGAGGGACUCAUCUCUCAGUCACCACUAAUUGUGUUGACUUUGAAGUACAAUAGAGGGUUUCAAGAACUUUGUCAAAUGUUUAGAAACUAUAAGCUUAAAUAUUACGAGAUGUUGAGUGUCUGCACCCUCUAGCUGUAUUGCUGGUCUCUUUAUGGUGAGGUGUGUAGUUUCUGAAGUAUGUGUGUCCUUAUGCCCCCCCCCAAUAGUGCUUAAAUAAGAGAAGAUAUGAUGACAGCAUAUACUGUAUGUUAACAGGAGUAAAGCACAGCAAACAUAGAAAAAUAAGUACACUCAUCAUGCACACAAAGCACAGAUCAUUACAAAAAGUUAACUUAGACCUAUGCAGAGAGGAGGGUUGGACAUGUUAGUAUUGCGUAUUAUUGAAUUAUUAUACCUAUUAUGACCUCAUGCCUUUGUUCUAAUCUCAUGGAAGUUUCACUUUACAAUUUGAAGAUGAUUCAUAUGCCUGAAAAACAUCAAGUGUUGUUUUAAAAACAUGAGCCUGCGAAAGAGGGAAGUUAACACUUCACUAGAAGUGUGUGUGUGUGUGUGUGUGUGUGUGUGUGUGUGUGUGUGUGUGUGUGUGUGUGUGUGUGUGUGUGUGUGUGUGUGUGUGUGUGUGUGUGUGGAUGUGUGGGUGCAUGCAGGGUACAGCUGAUAUCUAUGACCAUCAAGUGUCCAUAAAUGCUCAGUCCUACCUGCCUGUUGAUGACACAUCGAUUCCCACAGGUAAAUAACCUGCAUAUUUCAUUUCUUCUGACAUCAAAAUGAGCCGACUAGAGACGGACUUUUGUAAAUACAUUGAAGAACAUUUGAAGGAUGUUAAAAUGACUUGGUAAAGUUAAAGUUCUCAGGAUAGAGAGUCAAAAAAAAAAAAGAUGUUGUGAAACCACUGGAACUUGUGUAUCAGUUGUGAGGCCAAAACUACAUACAGGAAUGAUCACAUCCAUUAAUAUUGGUACAACAGGCAGCUGCAAAAGCUGAAUGAUCCUUAAGAAAAACAAUAACAAUAAAAGAUGUUAACAUGACUUACUCAAACCCAACCAGGAAAUCUCUCAAGUAUCUCUAUCAUGAGGGACCAGGCUCACACAGCACAGCAUUAUAAAUUUAGAGGGCAUGUACAGCUAUUUUGGUGUAGCAGUUGCACUCUUAAGUUAUUGAUUUCCUUUUUUAACAGUGCUUUGAGUUCUAUCAGGUAGGAAUAAUUUUAGCUGUCAGACAUUUAAAGAUUAUUCAAUAACCAGGGUGCAGGACAGGAGACAGCUUCUCUACCAAACUCUCAUCAGAUCCAGGGUACUGCUGUCUGACCAUCAAAAGUUGUAUUUUCAAUGAAAACUCACAAAAAAGGUAUUAAUUUCACACUAUGUUACCGAUACUAAAACAAAUAUCUGUUUUUAUUGAUCUCACCUCUUCAAAGAAAAAAAUAUAAGUGGGACAAAUACAGCCAUAGCAACAUGGAUCAGUCAUUAAAGAAAAAAACAUGUUGGACAAGUACUGAAUGAACACCACACAGCUGAGUGAAACACGUCUUUCCACAGACAUCUUGUUCUCUCUGUUUUUUAUUAUUUGUCUCUCUUAUGUCCAUUGUGGUCAGGCUUUGUUGUCUUUGUUGGAGUUUGGGAAAAAUGUAAAUUUAGCUCUCACUUUGGGUGUGUUGAAUUUAUCUACCUCCGCCAAGGAGGUUAUGUUUUCGGUAGUGUUGGUUUGUUUGUUUGUCUGUUAGCAACUUUACGGAGAAACUAACAGACGGAUUGACCUGAAAUUUUCACCAGAGGUACAUCUCAGCCCCAGGAGGAUCCCAUUACCUUUUGGUGGUGAUCCAGUCAAAAUUCUGGAUACUGUGAUCCAGAACACACAAGAAUAAGGGUGCCGUUGGAAUUUUCAAUGCUGAGAGAUAACCAAUGGGCGGCACAGUGGUGUAGAUAGGCGGCACAGUGGUGUAGUGGUUAGCACUGUCGCCUCACAUCAGAAGGUCCUGGGUUCAAAUCCUGGUCAGGGUAUUUCUUGUUUAAGGGGGGACAUGAGCUGCUUGGCGGAGGUCUGCGCUCUCCGAGUGCUUUUCUAGUUUGUUUGUUUGUCUGUUAGCAACUUUACGGAGAAAGUAACAGACGGAUUGACCUGAAAUUUUCAGCAGAGGUGCGUCUCAGCCCCAGGAGAAUCCCAUUAAAUUUUGGUGGUGAUUCGGAUCGCCUUCUGGAUCCAGGAAUUUUAUGAAGGAAUCUUUUUGGAAUUUUUGCAUUUAACUCUAUAAAAAUGGCCAGAGUCUUUCGUAAAAAUUACACAAAAUGAUCUCAAUGAGUUUUAUGAGGAGUCAAAGGUUGAUCCUGAUCCAGACAAAAUUCUGGAUACUGUGAUACAGAACAUACAAAAAAUAAGGGUGACGUUGGAAUUUUCAAUGCUGAAAGAUAACCAAUGGGCGGCACAGUGGUGUAGUGGUUAGCACUGUUGCCUCACAGUAAAAAGGUCCUGGGUUCUUGUUUUAGGAACAUUAUGAACAGUGAACAUACCAGUUUAAACACAAAUAAAAGUUAAUAAAACACAUGUAACAGUAAAAGUUUUGGUGUGAAUCACAAUAUAAGGGGGGACAUGAGCUGCUUGGCGGAGGUCUGUGCUCUCCGAGUGCUUUUCUAGUUCUUCCUGUAAAGUUUAUAUUGUAUGAAUUCAAACCAUUGUUUCACGGAACGUUAAAUUAUUAAAACAUUUUCUUUUGUGUUUGAGACUUUUUCAAUUCAGUUUGCUUAAUUACUCUUGGAUGUAAUUCUUGUGUAUUUAUGUCUAAUAAUAAUAUCAUUAUUUGUUAGGCAGGAAAUCAGUGAAAAUUGCAAAAUAAAAUAUGGAUUUAGUCAGUCAUGUACAGUUAAAAAGGGUAGGAUUGUCUUAGAGUGGUGGUAAGCUGGUUCCUGUCCCUCUAAGCUUUUUUCAGUUGAAGCUUAAACAGGAUGAACUCUCUUUUUUUCAUUUCCCUGUAUCAGUCUCUACUCUGUCCAUCUUGCUCCUCAGAAAAACAAAAUAAAACACUGUUGGAAGAGAUAACAUAUAAGGUCAGUUUAUUGUUGAACUGUUAUAAGAUAAGAUGAAGAGCUUUUUAAAACACUGGACAAAGCUGCCCUCUUGAGUGGUCAUGAAGUUAAAUCUUCUCUCUGUCUCUACCUUUAUGUCUGAUCAAUAAUCAGCAGUGACCGCACUAACAGCUGUUGUUAUUCUCCUGUGUCUGUGCUGUUUUUCCAGAUGACACAGCAACAGUAAAAUAUUCAUUUUUCACAUCAGUGCAGCAACUGAAAUGAUUAUCUGUCAACGUAGAAAACAUUUCAGACAGUCACACAGAGACAAAACGAGCUGACCUCAGCAGAUUGACAUGCUUAGUGGAGUCAUGUUACAGUCAGGGUAACUGACUAGACAACUUCACUCUGUAUCAUUUAACUGUUGAAAAUGUGUUCAAUUUGAACAAGAGAAUAUUCUCUGACACUUCAGAUGAACAGCAGGCAAGUCUUGAUUAGGGCAUCCGUAUGUCAUUCUAUACCAUUGUCUCCAUCAUUCUAUAUUUUAUCCUGCCAGAUUAGCAAAUCAGAUGUUAUCUUUUGAGUUUGCUGCUUAGCUGUUUGAUAGAUUUAACAAACCCGGUGCUCUGAGUUUUGUGAAGAAAAUCCAGAGCAUGAUACUAUAACCUUCAGGGAGUUAAAAGAAUCACUAUUCAACAAUCUAAUCCACCUGUAGGAGAAAUCCGAGGAGUAGAGGGCACGCCCUUUGACCUCAGAAAGCCUGUUAUGAUGGGCCCUCAGCUGAAAGAAGUUCCAGGUCCAGGGUUUGACCACAACUUUUGCCUGUCAUCACCCAGAGAUGCCUGGAUAGAGAGGCAUGCUGCCAGGUAGGUGGCAGCAGUGGUUUUUGCACCUAUGCUACAGCUGUCAUAUUAAUGAGCUGCAGUUUUGACCCGUAAACUUGUCCUUUCAUCUCAGAGUGUGUCACCCAGUCAGUGGGCGUGUCCUGGAGGUUUCUACCAACCAACCAGGAGUCCAGUUUUACACUGCAAACUAUCUGGAUGGUUCUAUGAUAGGCAAGGGCGGGUCACGCUACGGGAAGCACAGCUCUUUUUGUCUGGAGGCACAGAACUGGCCAGAUGCUAUCAACCAGGUAUGGUGGGAAUUAGAAGAGGUCUUAUCAUACAAAGCUCUGUGUGUGUGUGUGUGUGUGUGUGUGUGUGUGUGUGUGUGUGUGUGUGUGUGUGUAGGUCUGCAAGAGAGAAGCAAUCACUGCAAACAAAAUUAGCCAUCAUACCAGAGACUGGGAUUAUAUUUGAUCUUUUUGAUUCAGUGUAGAGCUGAGAAAAGGGGUACAAAGAAUUCAGAUAUUUUUAUGAAUGAAAUAAUCUUUUGGUUUGCAGAAGAAGAAAAACGUACAUUAGUUUGAUAAAUUUCCUGUUUUCAUUGCUCACAUCUCCAUAGAAGGUUCAAGGUUUAGAAACCAUGACUCAGUCUUUAAUAGCUGUCUCUAAAAUAAAUCAGAAACAGUAUUUGUUAGGUGGAGUCUCUUCUAAAGAACAUGGAUCACCCACUUCACAACACCUUGAUGGACCAAAGGGCCAAUGGUGGUGGACGACUCCUCUCUCUUCGCUGCAGGACAGAAAGAUUCAGAAGAUCUUUUGUACCAACAGCCACUAGACUGUAUAACUUGUGUAAAUAGUAGAUAACUUUUGAGACAUAUUAUGUGAGACAACAGACAAUUGAAUUUCCCUUCGGGGAUUAAUAAAGUUAUUCUUAUUCUUAUUAUUUAAAAGUUGUAAAAAUACCUCUGUAUUUACUCAGUCUGUUUUUGUCCAUCAUUUGAUUAUUAAUCUCCCUGUGUUAAGACUUCGUUCCCUGAUUGUCUCCUGCGUCCUGGUGAGGCCUACCAGCACAUCACUCGUUACACCUUCACUACCGCCUGAUCCUGAUUCCAGCAGCGGUGGGGCAGUGAGGACAUGUUGGUGUCUUUUAAUAACUGGGAAAUGAAGUGCAUUUUUAAAUUUUUGUGAUCUCUGUAUGUUAUACUGUAAUGUAAGAGUCACUGCCUUUUCAAGUCUGUUGUUAACCUGAGUAAUAUGAUAAAAGAAGAUAGGAACCUUUCCACAGCUACAAUAGGCUGUGCAGGCUGAAUCACUACAGUCUGUUCAUGUUGGGUAUGAGGUGGGGAUGAGAUCUUCAGAAUGUGAACAAAAGCAUGCUCUGAAGUGCAUCUUACACAUAGUCAGCUUCUAAAAAAACUUCAAAUAAAACAGUUUAGAGUUUAUCUUUGAACUUGAGUGUUGAUAUCUAUUCUAGUAAGUGUUUUGGCAUCAGAUGGGUCCAUCUGUCCUUAUGAUGUAAUAAUAGACUCUGAGUCUGAGCUGUCGCUCUGUUCACACUAUUCCUUUUAUAAAACAUUAUUUACAAGCUGUCCAACAUCUUUAUAUAGACUGAGCUAUUCCUAAAGCACUAGGUGAGGAAGCAGGUUUGGGUGAGAGGGCAUCCUACUACUCUGCCAAGAGACAUGUUGUGUUGCCAUGGCAACCUCUUAUCUGCGCUCAGAGAAGCUCUAAAAUCUGUGAUCACGAUAGAAGUUGUGGCAAAGAGCUGGAGAAAAGAGCAAAAACCAGAGCUCUGGAAAACACAGGUAGUGUUGUUUCAAUGUUCCUUUAGAGAGCAAUGACACAAGGAAGCUGGAUAUCAUGCAAGGAGACUCAUAGGCUCUGACUUACACAGUUAAAACUGGCAUAGACAGGCAAUAGCAUGUUCAACACCAUUUCUCUCACAUAGCCCUCAUUUACUUUGGUUUUUUAUUUCAAACAUUAAGGGUUCCCUUUGAUUUCUUAAAGCUAUGCAAAAUACAGCCUCAAUUUGAUAAAUAUUUGAGUUCUGUGUGAAGUCACUUGAAUAUACUAUUUGAUUGGAAAGAGGGCAGAGACAACAAAUCAAAUGUUGAGAUUGAAUGUUUUUAUUGGUUAAUUAAUGAAGCCUCCUCAUGGAAAUUUUGUGAAAGAGAAAGUUCUUACAGGGUCAUGUUGACCAUUGUGGUGCAUCAGUUCUUUUUCGACUGACACAAUAAAACCCUUAGGAUCAAUGUAGACCAGUUUCUAGAGUUUGGAAAGGGAACAGUCCAUUCUUGCCUUCUGCGGGAUUUCAGCUUGUCAACAGUUCAGGGCCUUCUUUGUUGUAUUUUUGUGCCAUUAUGAUUUCAAACCAGGACUGCAGGCAGGCCCGUUAAACAUCUCAGUCUCCUCUAUUCCAGACCCAUGCUGUCUUAAUACGUGUUAAGUGUUUGGCAUCAUCUUGCUGUAUCAUGUAGAAAGGACGUACCUGAAUCAGCACUGACAUGAUGGCAGAAUAACUGAAAACCUGUGUAUGGUUUACAGGAUCUAGCAUGAUGAUGAUGAUGAUGAUGAUGAUGAUGAUGAUUGAUUGAUUGAUUGAUUGAUUGAUUGAUUGUUUGAUUAAUUAAUAAAAAGAGAGUCAACAUGUGGAUUUGUCUGACCACAGAAAAGUGGGCUUGGAGAAGAAGUAACUGGCAUGUCUGGAUCAUGUUUGUGUUUCCUUUUUUGGUACACUUUUGAUGCAUUUAAAAUCAGCACCCACUGUGUUCACCAACUGAGGUUUUUGGAUGUGAUUUUGAGCCAACACAGUGAUUUCCACUCCAGAGUCCUGACUGUUUGUAAUGCAGUGCUGCCAGAGGGCCUGAGUAUCAGGAACCUUUAGCAUCAUUUAUUGGCUUUGUCCCUUUUUGUACAGAUUUUUCUAGAUUCUCUGAAUUUUUAAAUGCCACUUCAUGUUUCUUCUAUCCUUGUUUUCAUGUGGGGCUGUGAAGGAGAGACAAAUUUAACUUUAUAGUUUUUCAAAAGCUGCCUCAGAAAGAGUUGAAUCGAUGUACUUAAACUGCAGCUAAAAAUUGUGGACCAGUCUUCAGGGCCACCAAAAGCACACUGUCUGCAGAGUCAGCACAAGUUUGUUUACUGUACCUCUUGUUUCCUGCACAGUUGUGUAACAUUUGCUAUCUGUGUUUGAUAUUCCUACAAAGACAUUUGACUCUUUUUCUUUUUCUUUGGAUGAAUCAAAUUAUUUGACUGACUGUAAUUUCAGUUUGAGUUAAAGCUAAAUGCCAGGUUGAAAGGAUUAAAUCUAAAUUUAGCACAUUGCCAAUGGUUGGAUAAUCAAUGAACAGUACACCCGUGAUUUUCUGUAUAAUAUUGAAGGGUAGAUGGAACCAUUUCAUUGGUUGAGCUGCUAUUAAAAGUAUGGCUCUUGAGCCAUGGACAGAUCAGACAUUAAAGACCCCCCCCCCAUCUCUUGUGCAUGUCAGUAAUGACUAUGUAAUACACCAGCUAUUCCUGCCAUUUGCCCUUUCUUGUCAUUCAGUAAAUGAAUCAUACAUUAUCAAAGAUUUCAAGGUCUGCUCAUGUUUAAGAGUAACUAUUGACUUUCAUAUGAUCAUCUCUAUAACUGACAGGAGUGUGUGGAUGGUUCCAGCUGACUGUUCAAAGAGGAACGUGCUCCUCAGAGAAGGAUGUAAAAAGAGGUGCAGGCAGAGAGCUUGCUGCAGGAACAGAAAGUGAUAAGGUGGUGAGUGGGAGGGAGGACCUGGCUCUCAGCUUCACUCUCUAUCUGUAACUGUAAGAGAAUUGAGCUGUGUGUGAAUCGUGGAAAGCUGCUCUGGCAACAAAUGCAAUGGAAGUGAGAUUGUAGUACAGUACAAAAAAUGUUAUGUAAAUGAAACUUAGCAUUUGUGAUAAACCAAGAACGGCCAAACCAGACUGACAAAUACUAAAUUCCAAGUUCUAGCCCCAA